CGCCCGCGACCCGGGGGGGUUUGCGUGACACCGCCGGCACUCCCCGCCGCUGCUUUAUGUAACCCGCCGCUCGGACCCGCUUAUAAAACGCCGCCGAAGCAGCGUCGCUGCCAGAGCCGCCGCCACCCCGAGCGCCGCGAGGUUAGUUCUAAAUCUGUGGGUUUCCGUGCCUUUGGAGACUACUGGAUGUCUUCCAGUGCGGAUGUCCAUCCUUUUGGAAACUUGGCACACAUGGGAACUGCUCAAAACAACAGUGACCUCAAACAUCUCCACACAGUGGAGCUUGACCUGUGUAACAAAGACAUGAUGGCAGACACAUCUGAUCACAGCAUUAUUUCUGUUGGAGAAGAGGAAGGAGCAGGCAAUUUCCAACGUUCUCUUCCAACACAAGAGUCCCUCCGAUCUCCUCGGGGCUCUGUCGUGAGUUUCCAUAACAUCCAGUAUUCCAUUAAGCAGUCCAGUGGAUUCCUUUGUAAACGGAAAACUGUGGAAAAGAAGAUCCUUCAUAAUGUUUAUGGCAUUAUGAAACCAGGAUUGAAUGCUAUCCUGGGGCCAACAGGGAGUGGAAAAUCUUCUCUCCUAGAUGUGCUGGCUGCCAGAAAGGACCCAGCAGGCCUGUCUGGAGAAGUGCUUAUAGAUGGCAUCCCACAACCUCCAAAUUUCAAGUGCAUCUCGGGAUAUGUUGUGCAGGAUGAUGUUGUCAUGGGCACAAUGACGGUGAGGGAGAACCUGCAGUUCUCUGCUGCCCUGCGACUCCCCAGCUCUAUCAGCAUUAAAGAGAAGGAAGAGCGAGUCACCCAGAUAAUCAGUGAGCUGGGAUUAAACAAAGUGGCUGAUGUUAAGGUGGGAACUGAAUUGAUCCGGGGAGUGUCUGGAGGGGAACGGAAGAGAACCAACAUUGGGAUGGAACUCAUCACAGAGCCACCAGUCCUUUUUCUGGAUGAACCAACAACUGGCCUUGAUGCCAGCACAGCAAAUGCAGUCCUCAUCCUUUUGAAGAAGCUCUCAAGAAGAGGUAGAACCAUCAUAUUUUCUAUCCAUCAGCCCCGCUAUUCCAUAUUCAAGCUGUUUGACAGUCUGACACUGCUGGCUUCAGGAAAGGUGCUGUACCAUGGUCCUGCAAAGCAGGCCCUGGAGUACUUUAGUUCUAUUGGAUAUGAAUGUGAACCCUUCAACAAUCCAGCUGACUUCUUCCUUGACGUAAUAAAUGGCGAUUCCACUGCUGUGGCAGCAAGCAAGGAAGAUCGCAAACCUGUGGACACAGGAAAAGAGUUGAGCAGUGAAAAUGGAGUGGCAGAAGAUAACGUGGACAGCAGUGUGGUAGAUGCGCUGCACCAGAAAUAUCUCAGCUCCAGCCUAUAUCAGAGCACAAAGGAAGCACUGAGGAAAGUGGAGCUUGGACAGGGAAGCAAGCAGAGAGUAUCCAAGCAGGAGCAUGAGAUUACCUAUGCAAAUGGAUUCCUCACCCAGCUGUACUGGGUGUCCAAACGUUCCCUGAAAAAUCUCAUCAGGAACCCACAGGCAUCUGUUGCACAAAUUGCAGUGACUGUAAUCCUAGCCUUGGUUGUGGGUGCUAUCUUUUUUGGUGUAAAAUUGGACCGAAGUGGUAUUCAGAAUCGGGUUGGAUCCUUGUUUUUCGUCACCACAAACCAGUGUUUUUCCAGUGUCUCUGCAAUUGAGCUGUUCAUCAGAGACAAGAAGCUAUUUGUCCAUCAGUACACCAGUGGAUAUUACCGUGUGUCUGCCUACUUCCUGGCCUUGAUGAUAGGAGAUCUGCUGCCCAUGAGAACUGCUCCAGCCAUCAUAUUCUCAUGCAUCAGUUACUGGAUGAUUGGAUACCAAGCUGUUGCAGGACGGUUCUUCUUCUUCAUGCUGACCCUGGUACUGGUGUCCUACACUGCCACAGCCAUGUCUCUGGCUAUCAGUGCUGGGAUGGAUGUGGUGGCUGUGGCCAAUCUGCUCAUCACGAUUUGUUUUGUCCUGAUGCUUAUCUUUUCAGGCCUCUUAGUGAACCUCCCUUCAAUAAUGGGCUGGCUGAACUGGCUCAAGUACUUCAGUAUCCCCCGAUAUGGCCUCACUGCUCUUCAGGUGAAUGAGUAUAGGGAUCUCUACUUCUGUGGUGAGAAGAAUCCAAAUGCUACAGUGUUUGUGGAAGAUGCAGGCAGUUGUCCCCCCAAUAUUUCAGAAGAAAUGUGUUCUGGUGAAGCAUACCUGUGCAGCCAAGGAAUUGCACCGACCAGCUGGGCAAUGUGGGAAAACAUAGUGGCUCUUUUCUGCAUGACUGUUAUCUUCCUCAUCAUUGCCUAUGCAAAACUCCGGUUUAUGAGAAAGUUCACAUAGAAUCCUGUGUCACUUUGGUCUGCAGUUUCUCAGGUCUUAAACCGCAAAGCCUGUUAGAGCCCACUGGAGAUUGCCAGAAUAUUUCAGCUAACUGUAUUGGACUUCAGAUGGGAACCCUGUCCUCCUGUUUUUGGAGUAUGAUCUCCUUAGGAUUGUAUGAUUGUGGUUUUUAAGAAGACAUGCAUUAAUGUACACUGCGUAAGUGUUUUUUUUCUAAGACAAUAUAACUCUCCUAAUUCCUUAGGUAUAUAUCAAAUUAUAUAAUGUAAAGCAUUAUUAUUCUGUGGCCAGCUUAUACAGGAAAUAUUCCUUUGAACAUGUGAGCUUCUCCAUCACCAAAGGUAUAAAGUGAUGGUGGCAUUUAUGCAUUGCUACUGCCUGUCAUGUCUGAGGAGAGCUAGAGACCAUUCCCAGUGUUGUGGAGAUGCAUUUGAAUUUGAAGUGAGUAUGGGGUAUGAGGUGUCCUUGCCCAGCAAGAAUAUUUAUACUUUUGGUAGCUUCUGUGGAAGCUACUUGCAGAAAUAAUUUUUGCUUCAUUAAAAACAGCAGUGGUGUAACACAUCUAAGAAAAGUAAGAAAUAUAUACUGUUGUACUGUAAAAAAAACCCAGCAAACAACUUGCCCCCCUAUGACCAACAGCAAAAAAUAUACUUACUACUUAAAAGGAAAUUACCUUUUUUUUUUUUUUUUUUAAUAAAAAUUUGUAUUCUUA
This is a messenger RNA of Myiozetetes cayanensis, 3052 nucleotides long. RefSeq names its product broad substrate specificity ATP-binding cassette transporter ABCG2-like. Gene Ontology annotation, cellular component: plasma membrane. NCBI's taxonomy places the organism in Eukaryota, Metazoa, Chordata, Aves, Passeriformes, Tyrannidae. The transcript is spliced from 17 exons. The record is from RefSeq and is a predicted model, not a curated record. The coding region runs from base 187 to 2340 and encodes 717 amino acids. Gene Ontology annotation, molecular function: ATP binding; ABC-type transporter activity; ATP hydrolysis activity.